AUGCCCAUUACUACCCAAUUGACACGCAUUCUCGGCAUCAAGCAUCCUAUUGUCCAAGGCGGUAUGACUCAUGUGGGUCGUGCCGAGUUGGCGUCAGCUGUAUCCAACGCAGGUGCUCUUGGUAUCAUUACUGCACUCACGCAACCGACCCCUGAAGACUUGAGGAAGGAGAUUCGACGCAUGCGAGAUAUGACGGAUAAUCCUUUUGGUGUCAACCUUACUCUGUUACCUGCUAUCAAACCACCCCCUUACAAGGAAUACGCUCAAGUCAUUUGUGAAGAAAAGGUUCCUGUCGUUGAGACUGCAGGAAACAAUCCCAAGGAAUACAUUGCCAUGUUCAAGGAAGCAGGAUUGAAAACCAUCCACAAGUGCGUUACCAUACGUCAUGCCAUUUCAUCACAAAAAAUGGGUAUUGAUGUUUUAUCCAUCGACGGAUUCGAAUGUGCUGGCCAUCCUGGUGAAGAUGAUGUAUCGAGUAUGAUCCUAUUGGCAAGAGCAGCUGAAUCAUUAACGACACCUUACAUUGCAUCGGGUGGUUUUGGUAAUGCUCGAGGAUUGGUAUCUGCAUUGGCGUUGGGUGCUCAAGGUAUCAACAUGGGAACACGGUUCAUGUGCACAAAGGAAGCACCUAUCCACGACCAUAUCAAGGAGGCCAUCGUGCAAGCGGAUGAGCGGUCAACAGCAUUAUUGUAUCGUCCUUUCCGCAACACAGCUCGUGUCUUCAAGAAUGAGGUGGCUAUCAAAGUCAAUCAAAUCGAAAAGAACAAGGAUGUCAAGUUUGAAGAUAUCAGGGAUUUGGUCUCAGGUAAACGUGGACGCCAAUCUUAUAUCACUGGAGACAAGGAUUAUGGUGUUUGGAGUGCAGGUCAAGUCAUUGGAUUGAUCAACGAUAUCCCAACAUGCGAGGAGCUGGUCACAAGAAUCGCCACAGAUGCCGAGCGGAUCAUAAAGCAGGACCUUGCAAAGUUGAUUACAUAG
Lichtheimia ornata is the source of this 978-nucleotide messenger RNA. RefSeq lists its product as uncharacterized. Gene Ontology annotation, molecular function: nitronate monooxygenase activity. The record is from RefSeq and is a predicted model, not a curated record. NCBI's taxonomy places the organism in Eukaryota, Fungi, Mucoromycota, Mucoromycetes, Mucorales, Lichtheimiaceae. The transcript is spliced from 3 exons. Bases 1 to 978 code for a protein of 325 amino acids.